This is a messenger RNA of Penaeus chinensis, 1212 nucleotides long. RefSeq lists its product as uncharacterized. The transcript is spliced from 2 exons. The record is from RefSeq and is a predicted model, not a curated record. Lineage: Eukaryota; Metazoa; Arthropoda; Malacostraca; Decapoda; Penaeidae. Bases 1 to 1212 code for a protein of 403 amino acids.
AUGAGCUAUGGAGCAGAAAUGGCCAAAUCUCUUGAUGGUGCGACACUAGUUGCGACACUAGUUGCGACACUAGGUGCGACACUAGGUGCGACACUAGGUGCGACACUAGGUGCGACACUAGGUGCGACACUAGGUGCGACACUAGGUGCAAAACUAGGUGCAAAACUAGGUGCGACACUAGGUGCGACACUAGGUGCGACACUAGGUGCGACACUAGGUGCGACACUAGGUGCGACACUAGGUGCGACACUGGUUACGAAACUAGGUGAGACACUAGGUGCGACACUAGGUGCGACACUAGGUGCGACACUAGGUGCGACACUAGGUGCGACACUAGGUGCGACACUAGGUGCGACACUAGGUGCGACACUAGGUGCGACACUAGGUGCGACACUAGGUGCGACACUAGGUGCGACACUAGGUGCGACACUAGGUGCGACACUAGGUGCAAAACUAGGGGCGACACUGGUUACGACACUAGGUGCGACACUAGGUGCGACACUAGGUGCGACACUAGGUGCGACACUAGGUGCGCCACUAGGUGCGCCACUAGGUGCGACACUAGGUGGGACACUAGGUGGGACACUAGGUGGGACACUGGUUGCGACACUAGAUGCGACACUAGAUGCGACACUAGGUGCGACACUAGGUGCGACACUAGGUGCGAGACUACUUGCGACACUAGGUGCGACACUAGGUGCGACACUAGAUGCGACACUAGAUGCGACACUGGUUGCGACACUGGUUGCGACACUGGUUGCGACACUAGGAGUGACACUAGGAGUGACACUAGGAGUGACACUAGGAGUGACACUACUUGCGACACUAGGUGCGACACUAGGUGCGACACUACUUGCGACACUACUUGCGACACUAGGUGCGACACUAGGUGCGACACUAGGUGCGACACUACUUGCGACACUAGGUGCGACACUAGGUGCGACACUACUUGCGACACUACUUGCGACACUAGGUGUGACACUAGGUGUGACACUACUUGCGACACUAGGUGUGACACCAGGUGCGACACUAGGUGCGACACUAGGUGCGACACUAGGUGCGACACUAGGUGUGACACUAGGUGCGACACUAGGUGCGACACUAGGUGCGACACUAGGUGCGACACUAGGUGCGACACUAGGUGCUACUGAUUCAGGUUACAUUCCUUGCAAACUCAUAGAUUCCGGAAGCACUGGCAUCUUAUUCAUAUAA